AUGGAUCUUGAUGCUUCAAAUUAUGUCAACGAUGUAAGUGUUUUUUAUUUCAAACUUCCGCCUUACAGGUUUGCCAUACACGUCUUCAUUUGUUGUUCCUUUCAAUGUCGUUUUAAGUUUCUUUCCCACGAACGUUCCCUAAUACAACCGGAUUAAUUGUGACCAAAGUCUGUUUAGUGACGCUGCGCCUUGUAGCCGUAAUGACCUGUUUUAAAUAAGCCCCACAAUGGGCUAUUAUGAAUUAUUGCUGCCGCGUGAACCAAUUGGUCGAGUUUUAAGUUUAAUUCCCUCGACAAAGCCCUUGGUUUUAGCUGGUCUCGUGCUUAAUUCAUGGGUACCCAAACGUAUGUUGUAGAAAAGAUUCAUGGACAGAAUCUAUUAAGACUUUUGGGACCCUGUAUCGACAGAUUUACCAACUUUGCAGGUAGUACGAUUGUCGUGACAUCCUCCCCGAGAGAGUUGAGACGGAUCCGGUCGUUGGUAGUGCUGUCCUGCUUCCCAUCCCCAAGAGGGGAGUUCAAACGAAAUGCCGUCGUUGCAGAGAAACUAUCCCAGAUAACGUUGCUGCGAGGAUCUUUAUGACCAUUCUCCUGUGUCUUUUUUGCUGUUCCCAGACAGCGGAGUGAGGGGGCGAUUGGCAGGCAAGGGUGGACUGGGGAGGUUUCCUCAUCGACAAAUUAUUUAUUUUGCGGCUGAUCUUAGCGCAACUAUAUAGUUUCCAAAAGAACUCGACGAAUUGUCUCGCGAUUUCUUUGUUACCUUACCGCCGAUAUGUCCGUGAAAUCCCUUUAACCACCCUGCAUAAUACCACUUCACAAGAGAAAAUGUCCGGGCGUACGGGGAAGAGAACGAGUACAUCACUAAUACAGGCGUCCAACAUGGUUGCGUUCUCUCACUGUUCCUCCGUGGCAUUCUUCGAGGACACACGGGUAGCGCAAAGCCUCUAGGGUCCUGCCUAUGUUUAUAACAUCACUCUGUCAGGAAAUUCCAUCGAGGUGGAAUUCGCCCUUUAUCAAAUGAUUUUUGCCUCCUGCAAGUCCGGCAUACGAGAAAAACCGAAGAACAGCUCGUUGACUUCACAUCACAAGAAGUGCCCCUCUUCCUCAUAGCUGUCGAAGGACUGGUGACAUUCAACUCUCCUGUCUGUCUCUGGCCAAUAGCCAAUUGCCAAGAGGACAUAAGCCGCCGCACACAGCUUACUUACCACAUGCCUGCUGGGUUCUGGGAAUGCCUGUUAUUUGACUGUUCGGUUCAACUAGAGGCAGAAAAAUUAAGGCAAAAAUCAAAGCCAUCCUGUUCUAUUGUCUCAGAAACCGAUUCCUACGCCCUACUGGUCUUAAGGAAGAUUGAAUUUUACGAUUCCACCUACAGAGCAAUCAGUGCACGUUUUAGCCUCAGUGACGUCUACAAAGCUGAUGAGCGACUGCUUAUCUUUGCAGACCAGUACCAUCUCUGUCGAACGACCAGAGUACUUCACUGUUUCCAAAGUCUCCUUAUCUGGUACACCAUGUACGGGACCUCAUCUCGUCUAAUAGGCAAAAUCCUUAUGAAUUCAUAUUUCUGAUAGUUGCCGGACGCUGGUUAGUGCGGUGUUCUAAAACGGGUGAGGUCAAGAGAUCUGAUAGCAUUCUGACUCACCUACGCCGCGGUAUCUAUUUCCUUGCUGUCCUGAAUUGCUGAAUACUAGAAGUCUUGACUCAGAACCUGUACGAACUAUAGGUUUUUGAAGUGUUAACAGUCAAAGCUAACAAUUGCUUUGCAUCGGGACGCGCACAACAGAACACCAACGCGUGUGUAGCGUUAAAAUCUGCCGUCCAUGGUGUCACUGAGGAAGCAGCCCGCUUCCCCUAACGACGUUGUAGUUGGUGUCUGUACGUCAGCAAUAAAUUAUUCAGUCAUCGAUGUCAAGCCCACACUGCGUGAUGUCAGUCCUUACUAACACUUUCAACAACUACGACAACCGCCAAUACACAGAGCUGUUAAUCCAAAAUCUCCGUCUCCGUGGAAUAUGUCACAAUCGUCACCGACAUGAUCAUGCUAUCUUGACUGUGAACUCGUUUGAAGGGACAUAUGCAUUCUUGGUGAACGCGUCCAUAAACAUACGAGUCGGCGUUCAGUGCUCUACAAAGCUGGGCUGUUAGUCUGAAGGCCUCAACAAGCUCUUUCUUUCUCAAGGGCCUUCUCGUUUCAGGGGACCCCUUCUGCCUCAUUCUGCAGGCUUUACGUUCUGCGCGGGUUGCCGACGCCUAACGAAAGUGCAGUUAUUUUAUCCUACCGUUCUGGGCACUGGGUAAUAAAAAGACAUAAGGACUUACCUACCAGUUCGGUCAUCCGGUGGAGGGCCUAUAACCAGUCGACCCCAGCCCAAGGCCAACCAUGCCAACUAUCCUAGAUUCCAGGCUGCAGGCUGACGUGGACUAUGCCUACAGAGUCUCAAUUCUUUUAUCUGGCUUUAGUGGCCUGAGUAAGAGCGCCUUAAAGGCAGACCAAGUUACUAAGUCCGUUCGCCUAGUUAUAACUAUGGCAAAGGGUAAGAGCUUCUAUAAUCACAUUUUUGGGUAAGAUAAAUUACUUCUGCUCCUUGGUUAUUUGAAAUCCAGGAGGUGAAGCGCCUAACCGACAUUAGGGCCAUCUUUUAGUCUAGGGCUGAGAACGGAAAUGCAUCUUUCUUUCGGAUAGCUACAGCCUGCCGAGCCGUAUGCAUCCCCCGAUUAGUCAUGAUAUCAAAAUCUUUAUCAUGAAUCUGCUAUUUUGCAAGUACCAGGCAAUGUAGUCUGAAAAUGAACGAACGCUUGCAGAGUCCGAUUGUCACCGUUUGCAAAAAAUUUCCCACAUGUGUUAAUCUGUUUCAUAUCCAACAAAGCAAUUCAUUUCAACUGCGGGGAUCCACAGAGACUCGUGUAUCGUCUCUUAACGGGAAUCCAAGUAGUCUGGACGCACUUCGCGAUGGAAAUCGAAUGGCUUCGCCUCUGCAUUAUUGACAAGAAAGGCGUAACCGAAGGUGUAUUUUGCUGCUGACCGCCAUGAAUCUGAGGAUGUAGUCGGGCAAACGGUUUGGGAGGUCCAACUUAGGAAGUGAAGUGUAUGAGCUACUGAGCUUUGAUCCUCACCACAGGCAUCCCUACGUAUGGGUCGGCCAGUGAUGGUCGUGGCUACCAUAGUUCGACGAUUGAUGGCAGUCCACGGGGUCUUACGUACAUUGAAAGACAGUCCCGAGGCCUUUCGCAAGUUGCGAACGCGCAUCGCAUGUUCUUGCGUUUGCCAUUAGAUUUUGCACUAAUAUCCUUGGGCCAUGACCAAGAUCUCGCUUCCACUGAGAAUUCCUGUUUUUUUCGACAAGCAGAAAGGAAGGGGCUUCUCGAUCGACCAGAUGAGGUGUAUGACAAAACUAAAGAAUAUGAACUCAUUCUCGCAUAAUCCAAUUGGCUAUCAGCGGACCUCAAGUUUUUUCCCUUGGGUUGAUGUCCUGUUAUAUUUCGCGGAUGCCGACCGUAUGCCAAUUUUCGUUUGUCCCGCUCAAACUUGUAGAGGAAAUAAGCAAAAAGUUACGAGCACCCCGACUGGCGUACUUUGGGCAUCCCAACACGCUCUACAGUAUGAAGUCUGACGUUUUUCGUUGUGAUCUCGUCUAGAAUGGUGCGUGACCUGUGUUAAAUUACCUUUAUGACAUAAAAGAUGUAGUUAGGAGCCAAUUAAGAUUCCGUCAACUUAUGAUGGAGUUUGGGGACCUGGAGUUAUCGAGUCUCCAUCUUGCCUGAGAAGUUCAGCGUUAUGAGAGCGCACACUCGAUUCUCUGUUUUCAAAAUGACGGUGCCCUGGCAAUCAGAAUGUAAUUAUUUUGACAUCUUUUGCCAACGUUCCACCAACUGCGUCUUUUCACCAAGUCUCAUCUCUUUAAUUUAUUUGCGGAUGAACUGAUCGAAAGGAAAAUCAGAGUGAGUCUUUAAAGGCUAUUCUAUUGACAUGGACUUCAGAUUGGAUUUCACACAGUAUGUUGUACUGCUGCCUGCGAACCCCUCAACUUGUUAGCUUAGAAAGGGUUGGCGGAACCGGCUAAUCGUCGUCCUACCAGUGUCAGUUCUCCCUGUCAAAAAGUCGCUGCGAGUACUCCCCAGUUUUGUCUUGUUUAUGUUUUUUUCUUGGGAAAGAUCAAUCGAUGAACUGGCGAACUCAACAGCUGUCCAUCGAAUAGGGCAUGGGGUACUCGUUCUUCGAACUUGAUGCGUCUGUACCCCAUUUUUUCCUCAUUGAUUUGCUUUUGAGUCGCUGUUUGUGUGAAAGCGAGCUACUAAUAUUCCUAAUAGUGUUUUAAAUGCCAAUACUUUUACAAUUUUCGACAAAUUUCCAGAGUUCAAUCGAAAUGUCAUGGGCGAUUGCUGCAUAUGACCAUGCAGAGACACACUUCAGCCUCCUUUGCGUCGUUCCUGACUGCCGCCAGCUGAGGUUGUCAUCUAACGAUGAUCUCAUCUACAAGAAAUUCCGUCAGGCAUUUCCAGAUCUGGAAGUUGAACAUUUGUCCGAGGAAAUGCUUAAAUCCCCAGAACAGAAAGAGGCAAGUCGAAUUGUCGAAUUAUAA
This is a messenger RNA of Spirometra erinaceieuropaei, 4576 nucleotides long. Lineage: Eukaryota; Metazoa; Platyhelminthes; Cestoda; Diphyllobothriidea; Diphyllobothriidae. The record is from the annotation of a GenBank genome assembly.